Macroventuria anomochaeta is the source of this 2485-nucleotide messenger RNA. RefSeq names its product translation initiation factor-like protein eif-2b epsilon subunit. The record is from RefSeq and is a predicted model, not a curated record. NCBI's taxonomy places the organism in Eukaryota, Fungi, Ascomycota, Dothideomycetes, Pleosporales, Didymellaceae. The coding region runs from base 95 to 2224 and encodes 709 amino acids. Gene Ontology annotation, cellular component: eukaryotic translation initiation factor 2B complex. Gene Ontology annotation, biological process: biosynthetic process. Gene Ontology annotation, molecular function: translation initiation factor binding; guanyl-nucleotide exchange factor activity; translation initiation factor activity. The transcript has 4 exons.
GUGACACCGCGGGGCGUGACUCCGCCAACUUUUUGCCCACGCUACAACGACGCAUUCCUUCACGGUUUUCACAAGAUAACCCACAUAAUCGAAAAUGCCGCCGAAAGGAAAGAAAGGCCAAGAUAAGGGCAAGGCGGGCGAAGAGGAGCGCGAGGAACCUCUCCAGGCCGUGAUUCUCGCAGAUCCCUUCGAGACACGCUUCAGCCCCUUCACACUCGAACGCCCCAGGUGUCUACUACCCCUCGCAAACACCCCGCUCAUCGAAUACACCUUCGAAUUCCUCGCCAAUGCCGGUGUCGAGGAGAUUUUCGUUUACUGCGGUGCUCACAGGCAGCAAGUUGAGGACUAUAUCAACCGCUCGAAAUGGUCCGCGCAAUCCUCCCCGUUCUCGAAGCUGGAACUCAUCCAGUCAACGUCACACUCAAUAGGUGACGCGAUGCGUGACCUGGACAGCCGAAGCAUACUGGUUGGCGACUUCCUCCUGGUCUACGGAGACGUUGUCAGUAAUUUGCCCCUGGAAGGUGCCCUCGCUGCGCAUAGGGCGAGGAGGGUGAAGGACAAGAAUGCCAUCAUGACUAUGGUUCUACGUGAGGCAGGGACAACACACAGGACGAAGGCUCGAGGGACAAGCCCGGUCUUCGUCAUCGAUCCAGCAAAGGACAGGUGCCUACACUUCGAGCAGAUGCCAAAUCGCGACCAGACGCACUUCUUGUCUAUCGACCCUGAACUGUUGUCUGACCACCAAGAAAUUGAAAUUCGACAAGACCUUAUUGACUGUGGCAUUGAUAUCUGCACACCUGAUGUGCUUGCACUUUGGAGCGACAACUUUGAUUAUCAAGCACCAAGGAAAGGCUUCCUAUACGGCGUACUCAAGGACUACGAAUUGAACGGCAAGACUUUCCACACGCACAUCAUCUCUGAUCACUACGCGGCCCGAGUUCGAAAUCUGCACGCAUACGAUUCCGUCAGCAAAGACAUCGUGUCCCGCUGGGCUUACCCACUGUGCCCUGACAGCAACCUUGUACAAGGACAGUCGUACAGGCUCGGGAAAGGCAACAUCUACAAAGAGGAGGGUGUAAUUCUGGCACGCGACUGCGUAAUCAACUCGAAAACAGUUAUCGGGCGGGGUACUAGCAUUGGAGACGGCAGUGUCAUCACCAAUAGCAUAAUAGGACGGCAUUGCCAGAUUGGCCGAAAUGUGAAGAUCGAUGGCGCAUAUCUGUGGGACUACGCGAGUGUUGGCGAUGGAAGUGUCAUCAAAAAGUCAGUCAUUGCGAAUGAGGCUUCUAUUGGGCGGAAAUGCACGAUCGAGGAAGGGGCACUCAUUUCAUAUGGGGUGGCUAUCGGUGAAGGCAAGACAAUUCGCGGAGAGCACAGGAUCACACGUGCCAAGCGGAGAAGGGAAAGCAACGAGGAGCUUGUUAGGGGUGACCCGGACCUCGAGGUGGUCGGCAAGGGAGGAGACGGCUUUGAGUUUCACGAUUCGGAUGAGGAAGAUGAGGACGAGAUCGUCGACAGCCUCAUCUCCUCAGGUCCAAUGUAUAACCUUGCGAACUUCUCCCAGGAAUCGAUAUCGACACUCAACUCAGACUCAGAAGCAGAUGACUACGAGAUACGGCACGAUCGAUCAACAUCAGGCAGUUUCCUUUCCGUUGGCUCUCAAGACAGCCAGCAUGCCGCAAACUUUGAUCAUGAUGCAUCACACAGCAUACACGAAUCACUCGUCGAGGGUCACGAAUCUGCCAACAUUCAGCUCGAGCUCACAGCUCUCCGCAUGAGUACGAACGCCUCAGAUCAUCAGGUUCGACGCGCCGUUGUGUCCGCAUUCGUCAAGCGCAUCCACCAGCUCAUCAACUCCGGCGAGGCCAUUAAGGGUGCUGUCGCCCAGAUCUUCGGGCAGUACCAGGAGCUCAUCGAUCGUGCUAUAUUUGACAAGAGCCAGUCAGACAAGGCUGAUCAGGUUGACUUUAUGCUAUUACUGCAGGCCGAUUUGAGCCAUAAGGAGAGCGGCGAUGCUAUUCUUCUUAGCGCAGCGACGAAGUUGGUCGAGCUGGACUCUAUUGAGGAGGAAGGUAUAAUUCAAUGGUGGGAGGAUAACAAGAGCAGCGAAAACGAUGACAUGAAGAGGGUCAGGGAGAAGACAAAGUCUUUGAUCGACUUCCUGCAGCAGGAGAGUGAGAGUGAGAGUGAGGAGGACAGUGAAGAGGACGAGGAUUCCGAGUAGAGGUUGUCUUGCAUUCAAAUACAACAUUUAACAUUUAACAUCUUCAACAUACUCAGGAGCAUUUCACUGCUCUAAUAUUGUUUUUGUUUCUUUGCCAGCAACAAGAGAUGUGGUUUUGUCAAAGUUUAGCUCAAACGGGUACGUGCAUGUGAAGUUGAGCAUGCGACACCUGUUGCACCAGGGGCGCCCUGGAGGCAUUCAAGACACCAUGCAGGCACCAGGAAAUCUUGUCGAUUGCACUUAAAAGGCAGCAACGGCGUG